Molecule: messenger RNA, 926 nt
Organism: Eleginops maclovinus (Patagonian blennie)
Lineage: Eukaryota; Metazoa; Chordata; Actinopteri; Perciformes; Eleginopidae
Product: COP9 signalosome complex subunit 9
Exons: 3
Coding region: 137-346 (69 amino acids)
Biological process (GO): negative regulation of protein neddylation
Source: RefSeq, a predicted model, not a curated record
AAACUUGCUGCGGAACCUUUGGGUCUUCUCUGGACUUCACAUCGGACUUAUUUUCACCCGGCACCCAACUACCUUGGCUGAGAACCUUCUUUAGCUGAUAAUUUGAUCAAUUAUUACAUUGUGGUUUUCUUCAUCGAUGCCACUGAAAGAUCAAUCUAACUCGACCGUCGUCAUGAAGCCAGCAGUGGAUGAGAUGUUUCCUGAAGGCGCGGGGCCGUACGUUGAUCUGGACGAGGCUGGGGGAAGCACAGGACUGCUGAUGGACUUGGCUGCCAAUGAAAAGGCAGUUCACCCUGACUUCUUCAAUGAUUUUGAGGAUCUGUUUGAUGAUGAUGACAUCCAGUGAGAGAGAGAAGCGCGUCUUCGGAGUAAUGAUGGAUUAUAUUCACAGCACUCCACACCUUUCUUUUCGGGUGGAAAGCAAACCAACCAUUUACCUUCUAAUGACAUACUAUUUCCUUUCAUAGUUCUCCUAGUUCCAGGCUUUAAAAAAAAAAACAUCCUUAAAAGUUGGCUCCAGAUGUUGUGAAAUUCUUAAGAUCCCAAGGAUUCCUGCAGAUAUGUUAAACAGGUAUGUUAAAAUUAUGAGCUUGUAUCGUGCUCAUGUCUUCCACUGCUUCUCAACUGGAUUGCAGGUUUCAGUGUGCUGGAGAACACCUGUUAUGAGCGUAAUUACACAUGUGAUGGGCAGCGGCUCGAUGUGCUGUCGCCUGUAAGCAUGCUGCAGAUGGCAUGUGAUGAAUGAUGGUCUGCUAAAAAUGGCUUAAAUUAUUUGUAUGAGAAUGUGUGAUAGUCGGCUGUGUGUUUUGUUUUCAUAUCUGCAGUGUGUCCUGUUACAGCAAGAGUUUGCACAUAUGUGUACUUUAGUUAUAAAUCCACACCUUUUUUGUGUUUGAAAAUCAAUAAAUAGCAUUUGUUUAUGGGAA